AGAAGAGACACAUUGUAUUUUGUAUGUCGCGCUGUCAGAAUUAAUUGAACAUACACACUGAUAGAGAGUGUGAGUAUUGAUCAGUGGAUCGGAAGAUUGUUUAAUACUGUUGUCUUCGAUCUGUAUAAUUAUCAAAGCUUAAUAUUUUACUAGAGAAAUAUUGAUAUAACUCAACACAAUUACUAGAUAGUUAAUAAAAAUAUGACUUGUGUAUUACAUCUGACAUCUUCGUACACAACGCACUUCAAUGAGGGCAAUGCAACGGCUGCUUUACAAAAUAAAGGCGGCAAUGUUUUUGACUUCGAUUGGAUAAAUACUCAACAUCUACACGACGGAAAGUCUGGAGUUAGCACGGGUUCUUCUAUUUCGGAUGGAACAGACAUUUCUAAAGGAUUGCCGACAAAUGUCAAACAUGAGCAAUUGCACUUGCAAGCUGUUGUUCAUACUGAGACAGAACUUGAUUUAUGCGAAAGGGGCUCUUAUUGGGAGGAAAAACAUACAUUUACAAACGAUAAACAAGCCUUGAACAACUCAUGUAAAAAGAAGUAUAUAAUAACGAACCAGAAGAGUACCAAUAGCCACGGAAUAAAACGAAAAGCGGAAGAGAUGGGGUUUGACGAAGCGUAUAUUCCAUCGAAGCGUGUCUCACCAUUCUUAAAUACACCAAAGGAGAGAAAAGACAUUAGAAGAAACAUUUUGAAACUUUCAGUUAAGAAGUUAAAACAGUUAGAUGAUCCCGAAGCCUUUCUUAGAAGAACAGUUCUUGUUAAUAAUACAAUGAAACGCUUGCAAGUGGAAUUGCUAAACGAAAAGCGUAGAAAUAGGGAAAAUGAAUCCUGUGAUAGGAAAUGUUUUUAUGGCUAUAGUGAAUUUAGCAAAUAUUAUAUGUCAAACUUUUGUUUAUUAGAUUACCCCUACCUUAGUGGAGAACAUGAGAAGAUUACUGAUGAUAUGACAGACACACUCAUGAAUAAUGUGUUGAAUGAUAAAGUAGAUGCACACUCUAAUAUCUGUUCCAGUCAAACAGCUUCUCUAUACGUUUCUGAAGACCAGCAUCCUAGCCGAAAGAGUUCCAGUAUUACAGAAUCAGGCAAAGACUGUAUCUGUCAGUUUUGCUUAGAUAAUAGAAAAGAUAUAAUGGCAAAAUCUGUUGAUAGAUAUCAUGAGUUAGGGAGAGUAUGUAAGCGCAAUGAGGAUAAUAGUGCAGAAAAUGCCAAAAGCAUCGGCGGUGAUGAUUGCGAAGAAAUGCAGUUGGGUAAAAUGGCCACCUAGUCAAUUGAAAACGUUUAAGUAAGUGCUAAAGGUACAUAAUCAUGUUUGGUCAGGGCAAUAAAAUUUGUCAGAUUACAUCCAGAUGGUCCUUUUACGCUUGAAAUAAUCGAAAGUAAUGCUUUUUAGAUAUUGUGUUAAAGAGUGUUGGCAAACAAGGCAAAAUACUAUUUUGCAAUUAAUUUUAGCAAAUGAAAUAAAGAUAUUUACGAACUUUAACUGGUCACAGACUUUACCACAUAUGACCGUCGCAUUCCUUCAACACAUUCUUGUCUACACUGAAUGUAUUAUAGAAAAGCGAUCUCAUUUUCUUUGAAGUUUGAUGUUUGAAUAUACUUGAAAUAUUUCUAGGAAUUUAAGUGUUGUUAUUUGUCUGGCCCUUUGGGAUCUACGCCGAAGCUAGAGAGCGUAAGGAUUGCUGCGCAUUUCAAUACCUCUGAUAACUAGACCAAAUUAAACUGA
Messenger RNA from Mercenaria mercenaria, 1731 nucleotides. RefSeq lists its product as uncharacterized. The transcript has 2 exons. The record is from RefSeq and is a predicted model, not a curated record. NCBI's taxonomy places the organism in Eukaryota, Metazoa, Mollusca, Bivalvia, Venerida, Veneridae. The coding region runs from base 202 to 1272 and encodes 356 amino acids.